Aureococcus anophagefferens is the source of this 1173-nucleotide messenger RNA. RefSeq names its product expressed protein. The transcript has a single exon. The coding region runs from base 1 to 1173 and encodes 390 amino acids. The record is from RefSeq and is a predicted model, not a curated record. NCBI's taxonomy places the organism in Eukaryota, Pelagophyceae, Pelagomonadales, Pelagomonadaceae.
AUGGCCAAAGUCAAGAUCCUCGUCGUUUUUUUCCAGACGAUGUCGUACCUCCCAGACAUCUAUUAUCACGUGCACUGGCCCGAUCAGCUGACGCAAGUCCUCGGCCUGUUCAAUCCACUGAACCUCGACCUCUUCUCGUUGAUCCACCUGGAGUGCCUGGUGAAGAAGCUUUCGUUCUACGACCGGCUGCUGGCCGUGACGAUCGGACCGGUUCUCGCGUCGGCGGCUCUCGGAAUCGUCGCCGUGGCUUCGAGGACCAGGUCUGCCAAGUGCAUCGACCUCUUCCUCAAACUUUGUUUCUUCGUCUUCAGCUCCACGUCGACGUCGAUAUUCCAGGCGUUCGCCUGCGACGACUCCUUCGACGACGGUCGCAGCUUGCUCGCGUGCGACUACUCCAUUUCCUGCAAGACGUCCAAAUUUAGGGCCUUCAGUGCCUACGCGAUCGUGUGCAUCUUCGUCUACCCCAUCGGCAUCGUGGCUCUGUUCACGACGCUGGUGGUCGCGCGCCGCCACGCGAUCGACCCCUCGCUCGGCGACGACGGCGCGCGGCGCGUCCGCCUCGAAGAGACAGAGGCCGUCGAGCGGUGCGGCCGCGCUUCCCUCGCGGAGCAGAGCAAGAACGCGCAGCGUCGCGCGGGCGACGACUCCACGCUGAAGAGCAUCGGCUUCCUCUGGAUGCACUACCUGCCGAUGUUCUGGUGGUUCGAAAUAGCGGAGAGCGUUCGUCGCCUGCUUGUCACGGCCGUGGCGGUGACUGUCCAGCCCGGCUCCACGACGCAGCUCGCCUACGGCCUCUUGACCGCAUUUCUAUCGUCCGCGCUCUAUUCGAUCGCUCGGCCCUUUUCGAACCACCUCGACAACGCUCUCGCGAUCGUCGCUUCCACGGUGCUCGUGCUCGCCACGUUUUCCGGCCUCUUGAUCUCGGCCGAGGUGACCAAGGACGAGAGCUGGUCCGUGGUCGGAGUCGGCGCGGUCCUCGCGGGCCUCACGGUCGCGGUUGUUGUCCUGAGUGUCGUCCUGGUGCUCCUUCAGGCCAAGGCUUUACUCCAGAAGCUCGUCGCCACGAAGGAGCGUUACUGCGCGCCGGCCUGCAAUCCACAGCCUGAGCGUCGAAUUACGACCGUCAAAACGAACGCGCAGCGACCCUCCGCUCUCGAGCCCCCAAAGAGAUAA